AUGACAACGAAUAGCAAUGGUGGAGGGUCUAUUGCGCCUAUCAAGCCCCAGUACAUAAUCGAAAGGGAUUUCAGGGCAUACAGACAAGUCGACGACGAUGCAGCAGAACAAAAGACCAAUCCAGCGUCAGAAAGCAAUGGGCAUUCCACUGAAACCAAACAUGACGAGAAUGGUGAACCUAUUGCAAAAGCACCAAAAUUGAGUGGUUCACAGAGAAAGAAACUUAAAAAGCAACAAGCAACAGAAGAGAGAAAACGUACUCGAGGAAUGAACACAAGUAGAAAAUUCGAAGUGAUCAGAGAUACGAAUGAAGUUUGUCAUCCGAUCGCAAGAGGACAGGUUUGCGAUCGUGGAGAUUUGUGUAAAUAUUCACAUUCGAUCAAAGAUUACCUCUCUACCAAACCAAAGGAUCUGCCAUUUCCCUUUCCACCCUCCACUUCAAAGCAAGGAGCUUUGAGGGAGCUUGACGAACAAGCAAGACAGGCAUAUCUAGACAAGCACUACAGCGAACAAGAGCCAUUUGCUCUAUUCAGCCAAGUACCACACACCACAUUUGGAUGCCUUGAUACAAGCACUUGCUGCCCUGUCUAUCUGUCAGAGAAGCAGGCAGCCACCUCCGAACAAGAAGCUUUCUGUAAUGCAGGUUGGGGUUGCCGCUUCUUGGGUGCUCACGUUCUCAAAGCGGAAGAAGGAAAAGGAACAGAUGGAACAGAAUGGAUCUUGUCCGGAAAAACACCUUCUGGAGGGAGCACAAACAAACGCAACGCACCUGAUGAGGUCAACUGGAUGGAUCCAUCUCUACCACGUACGCUCAGAUCAAAGCAAUAUCCAAUCUACUUAGCCAAAGCUGCUCUUGAACAGCUUUCGCAGGAAGCAAACGGUCACAAGAAACCUGAGUCAAAGCGGGAACACGAUGAAACGGAUGACCUUGAUGCUCUUAUGAACGAAGCACAAUCGAAAGAAGCACGUUUGUCGGAAGCAGAGCAUUCAGUCAGCUUGAAUGAUAAUGCACGUAUCAGACCAAGCGAGAAACGAAGAUUGGAUUGGUUCCACGAUGAGCUUUAUUUGGCACCUUUGACGACAACGGGAAAUUUGCCAUUCCGUCGACUAUGCGUUUCAUUUGGAGCAGAUAUCACUUGCGGAGAGAUGGGAUUAGCGGAUAGCUACUUGCAAGGCAGCAAGAGCGAAUGGAGCUUGGUAAGACGUUGGGAAGGUGAAAAGUGUUUUGGAACACAAUUGUGUGGCAGUAAGCCAGAUUUGCUCGUUCCGGCAGCAGAAGUGUUGGCAAAAGAAUUUCCGACCGGAUUGGACUUUAUUGAUAUCAAUUGUGGAUGUCCGAUCGAUUUGGUGUACAACAAAGGUGCUGGUUCAGCUUUAUUGGAUCAUCCCGGUAGACUUGGACGAAUUGUGCGCGGUAUGAAUGCUGUGACGGGAGAUAUUCCGAUCACUGUCAAACUUCGUACAGGUACGACAAGCACACCGACCACACAUAAGAUGUUCCCAAGACUGAAAGUCGAUUGGGAUGUUGCAGCAGCAACAUUGCACGGCCGAUCUCGUCAACAGCGCUACAAGAAUACGGCAGAUUGGACAUACAUCAAACAAUGCACAGAAGCAUUACGGGAAAGCAUCAGACAUCAUAACGAAGAACGACCGGAUGAAGAGUUGGUGCACCCAAUCCCAAUUUACGGGAAUGGAGACGUAUAUUGCUGGCAAGAUUACGAAGAAAACAAGGCACUUACUGGUGUCGACGGACAAAUGUUAGCUCGAGGUGCGUUGGUAAAGCCGUGGGUAUUCACAGAGAUCAAAGAGAAACGUGAUUGGGAUAUCAGCAGUAGAGAGCGGUUGGACAUCAUUCGUCAAUUGUGCUCUUACGGUGUAACGCAUUGGGGUAGUGAUUCGAUGGGCGUAAAUCAAACGAGAAGGUUCGUAUGUGAGGCAUUGAGCUUCAUGUACAGAUAUAUUCCCAUUGGACUUUUGGAGCAUCUACCUGUUCAUAUGCACGAUCGUCCUCCGCCUUUUGUUGGAAGAAAUGAUUUGGAGACUUUAUUAGCAUCCAAUAAUGCAAACGAUUGGGUACGCAUUACAGAAUUAUUCUUGGGCAAAGCACCAGACAAUUGGAGUUUCACUCCUAAGCACAAGUCCAAUGCCUAUGAUGCUGGCAAUGGCGGAGAAGAUCAAGGUUGA
Molecule: messenger RNA, 2184 nt
Organism: Meira miltonrushii
Lineage: Eukaryota; Fungi; Basidiomycota; Exobasidiomycetes; Exobasidiales; Brachybasidiaceae
Product: FMN-linked oxidoreductase
Exons: 2
Coding region: 1-2184 (727 amino acids)
Biological process (GO): tRNA processing
Molecular function (GO): flavin adenine dinucleotide binding; RNA binding; metal ion binding
Source: RefSeq, a predicted model, not a curated record